Messenger RNA from Pungitius pungitius (ninespine stickleback), 1842 nucleotides. RefSeq lists its product as uncharacterized. The transcript is spliced from 4 exons. The coding region runs from base 38 to 1159 and encodes 373 amino acids. NCBI's taxonomy places the organism in Eukaryota, Metazoa, Chordata, Actinopteri, Perciformes, Gasterosteidae. The record is from RefSeq and is a predicted model, not a curated record.
UCGCAAACGAGUUUUCCUGGACGAAGGGCUCGCGGACAUGACGAGGCGGCGCGUGGACCUUCUAGAACAUUGUCGGAGCCGCAGCGGCGCGAAAAAUCCACUGCUGUCCAUCCUGAACCGAGAAAGAAUGGCGUUAAGAAAAGUUCUUUCGUCGAAGCCCCAAACCCCUUACUUUAAGCCCCCGGCAAUACACAUUUGUGUGGUUGCACUGAAGGACCAGCAUAGGGUCACGAGGUGGGACUUCCAGGACGGCAGAGCGGUGGCGGCCGUCACAAAAGCUAAUGCCGUCAUGGCCAUCAGCGACGGGCACUCCGUGGCCAAAGUGACCCUGUAUGAAGACCUGAAGGCCCAAGUUCAAGAGGGUGCUUCCUACGUGGUUCGUGGCUAUAACCUGAGGGGCAAUUCCCCUCCAUAUGCCUUUAAUGUCUCAAGGGAGACAGAAUUCUUUCGAAGCAGCGCCCUCGUCAUCGACGAGAAAUUACAAAACGAGGCCUUGAGGCUGAUCAAUCCUCGCUCGCCCCUGACCCCCCUCAGCACCUGCAGGGAAUCUGCUGGUCUGGUCACGGUGGAAGGGGAGGUGGUCGAGGUAAGUAACUUUCCGUUUAACGGGACUGCGAUAUAUAUAGCCAAUGUAGGUUGUUGCUGUAAAAUUAAGAGUGUAAGUCCGCCGGACUGCAGCUAUGAGAACAUUAACACCCAAAUCCACUGUGUUCAGGUGUCUGAGCUGAAGGAGGUGGUGGUGGCGAGGGACCGCGUGCCACUGCAAAACAUCACGUUGAAGCAGGGGGAAACAAAGGUGCCCGUGUCCCUCUGGAGGGAAACCGCCCUCCACUGCUGUGAGAUCGGGAACGUCCUGAGAGUGUCCCACCUGAGAGGGUCGGAGUCCAAUUAUGGAUUCCGGCUCCAAACAACGGUGGAGUCAGCAAUUGAGGCGGUCAGUUCCACGGCAGCGGAGGAGGUUGGAGUUUACGGGGCAACACCGGCACGCGGGGCUCCCGGAAGCCUAAAAGUGCUCCUGGAGGACGACAGGACGCUGUUCAUCGAGGAGAGCAAGUGGCUGCCAAUAGCUGCCAUAAUGGAAGCGCCACCCUUACCGGUCAAAAUAACCGUUAAAGGCAACACCAUUGUCGCCAUUGAAGCCAUGCGGAAGGAGGAGUAGCUGUUUGAGUUUCUUUUUGUUGUUGCUGUUUUUGCUGUUGUUUUAAUGUGUUCAUUAGGAAUCGGUUCUCCGUUGUUCAAAUUACCUUUCACAUUGUAUAGGAUGUUAUUAAUCAAUUUGCCAAAGUUCAUGUGUUCUGUUUUUGUUCUAUGUUAACCUUUUGUAAAAUGGAUGUAUAAUCAGUUUAAUCAAUUCAAUCAGUUUAAUCAAUUCAAUCAGUUUAUUCAAUUCAAUCAGUUAUGACAAAUCCAUGUAAUCGUGCAGUCUGUGUUCAAUGUCCAAUCAAUACAUGUUUUAAUCUCUGAUUACUGAUUCAAUUUUCAAUCAAUAAAUGUUUGUCACAAUUCUCGACUUUUCUUUUAAAGUCUUCAAAAUCCCCGUGUAGCCACGGAUAGUGCUAUUAUUUGAUUACUGUGUGGAUGUUAAAAAGCCUUUAAUUUUUGCCCACAAAUGAUAAUUUACUCCUCGCGUGUUUCAGCAUUAACUCUGAUCAUUUGUAGCCGGCAUCGUGUGACGUCUGCCUUUGUUAGAGCGCUCUGUUUAGGACAGUUCUAAUCAGUCUGUCGCUUCCACUCUGCCGCAACUCUCCCCAUAGCAACCAGAGCCCCGCACACACAAGCAGCCGCUACGUCACACAUAAACAAAUGACUCUGUAUCCAGUCAGCUGACGCUACCGGCAGCUA